This is a messenger RNA of Desarmillaria tabescens, 1806 nucleotides long. RefSeq names its product P-loop containing nucleoside triphosphate hydrolase protein. Gene Ontology annotation, cellular component: fungal-type vacuole membrane. The coding region runs from base 9 to 1631 and encodes 540 amino acids. Gene Ontology annotation, molecular function: proton-transporting ATPase activity, rotational mechanism; ATP binding. Gene Ontology annotation, biological process: ATP metabolic process; proton transmembrane transport. The transcript has 14 exons. Lineage: Eukaryota; Fungi; Basidiomycota; Agaricomycetes; Agaricales; Physalacriaceae. The record is from RefSeq and is a predicted model, not a curated record.
CCCUAUCAAUGGCCGGUGCACUGCAGAAUGCAAAGAGAGACCUUCCCAAGAUCCAAGAUGAGGAUAGGGAGAGCAGAUUCGGCCAGGUCUUUGGCGUUUCAGGACCCGUCGUGAUUGCCGAAAAUAUGGUCGGUGCAGCUAUGUAUGAGCUCGUGCGAGUAGGUCACGAUGAACUUGUUGGAGAGGUCAUUCGUAUCGAGGCCGACAAGGCAACAAUUCAGGUCUACGAGGAGACUUCUGGUGUAACUGUUGGUGACCCUGUCUUGAGGACAGGAAAGCCACUGAGUGUUGAACUCGGACCUGGUCUUAUGGGCAAUAUCGUGGAUGGUAUUCAGCGGCCCCUACGAGCGAUCCAAGAACUCUCUAAGUCUAUCUAUAUUCCACGCGGUAUCAACACGGAUGCAUUGGAUCGGUCGCUGGUAUGGGACUUCAAACCCACCACUUUUAAAGUUGGUGACCAUAUAUCAGGCGGUGAUAUUUUCGGUAGGCAGGACAUUGUUCUGGAAACUGAGUUCGAUGGCAAGACUACCAAGCAUACCAUGAUGCAGCUAUGGCCUGUCCGUGCGCCUCGACCUGUCACCGAAAAGCAGACCGCAGACCACCCGUUACUUACGGGUCAACUUGUGUGCAAGGCGGUACAACUGCCAUUCCUGGUGCUUUCGGCUGCUGGAAAAACAGUCAUCUCGCAAGCGCUCUCCAAAUAUUCAAACAGUGAUAUUAUUGUGUAUGUUGGAUGCGGGGAGCGUGGAAACGAGAUGGCUGAAGUCUUGAUGGAGAACCCUAUUAUGAAACGCACGACGCUCGUUGCAAACACCUCAAAUAUGCCUGUCGCUGCUCGUGAAGCCUCUAUCUAUACUGGAAUUACGCUUUCGGAAUAUUUCCGUGACCAAGGAACUAACGUUGCCAUGAUGGCUGACUCGACCCUGAGAUGCCUGCCGAUUCCGGUUAUCCCGGCAUAUCUCGGAACGAAACUAGCCAGUUUCUACGAGCGAGCUGGAAAGGUGGUUUGUCUCGGCAAUCCUCAUCGACAAGGGACUGUUUCAAUAGUUGGAGCUGUGUCACCUCCCGGUGGUGAUUUCUCUGAUCCCGUUACGGCGUCUACUCUUAGUAUCGUCCAAGUGUUCUGGGGUCUUGACAAGAAGCUUGCUCAAAGAAAACAUUUCCCAUCCGUCAACUGGUCGCUUUCUUAUUCCAAGUACACGAAGGUCUUGGAGCCCUACUACGAGACGACGGAGCCUGGUUUCGUCGAACUACGAACGAAGACAAAGGAGAUUCUCCAGAAAGAAGAAGAUCUUGCGGAAAUUGUUCAAUUGAUCACACUGGAAGUUGCACGGAUGUUGAAGGACGAUUUCCUGCAGCAAAAUGGUAUGAGCGAGUACGACAGAUAUUGCCCAUUCUACAAGACCAGUGGAAUGCUGCGAAACUUCGUUGGGUUCCACGAUGCGGCCCUCAAAGCCAUCUCCCAGACUGACAUGACCUUCGCCCAAAUUAAGGAUUCGGCUGGCGAUCUCAUGUUCAAGCUGUCUCAAAUGAAAUUCGAGUCACCAUCGCAGGGAAAGGAAGAUGUGAAGUCGAAGCUAGAUGCAUUGUAUACCGAAAUUCAGGACAAGUUCCGGCAACUGGCGGAGUGAUUUUUGUCUUGUACGUUUGUCGAUUUACAUAUCAUGGACGCCUAUUACCUUGCUGGAUGCCUUUUAGCCUAAUGAUAAUAUACCAGACCGUAUUAUAUAGCCUCCGAUCGAGAUUUGUCGAUUGUAAGCGUCAUAGACUGGAGGGUCUCGUCAUCCUGUGGCUGCCGCGUCCAAG